Molecule: messenger RNA, 3174 nt
Organism: Phalacrocorax carbo (great cormorant)
Lineage: Eukaryota; Metazoa; Chordata; Aves; Suliformes; Phalacrocoracidae
Source: RefSeq, a predicted model, not a curated record
GACGCCUAGGAGCGGAAAACAAACACAGCCCGUCAGGGACAGGGUACACCCCAGCCCCCCCUCCAUAAACCACACUCACAACACGCACGCCCGAGUCAGGAACGUGGCUCAUAGCAGCGUGACCCCACAGAAAGCAGGUAAGGUGCAAAAGCUGCCUGCCCACAGAAAAUAGCCUGCUUCCUAACAGCGUUACCGACGAGACAGAGCGGGCCAGACAGGGAGCCUCAAUUACCCUCUUGCUGCUCACGCCGAGGCUGGAUGGGGAAGCACGGCUCGCCUCGCUGCAGCUGGUUGAUUUGGAUGACAAGCUUGCUCUGCAAGUGCAACGCUGGUGCACAAAGUGCAGCGUGCACCUCAGCCGUUAGAAAGGCUAAUGCCUUAAAAAAUAUCAAACUUUCCUGAGGCGUAGUCAUGGAAGUGGCUGCAGAAAAAAAAAAACCCAGCAGGUACGUUCCCAAACCUGACACGAGACUGUUUCAGCUCUCAAAAGCUCUUGGAGCCUUUCUGCUGUGUGUGGUAGCAGCUGUCACGUCAGCUACACGGUGAUUGCAGACUCUACCUAAUAAAUGUAGGCAGCAGAUGACAGCUGCUACCGCAGAGCAAAGUGGUGGUUUUGGCACUCUGCUUUCAAAAAGCGUUUAACAUUAGUAGGUGGCCUUACUAUUUUGGAUGUAUUCGAAGCACUGCAGUGCUUGGAAACAUCCAUCUCAUUUGCUUGACAGUUCAGGUAGAAAUAAAAGCAUUUUGACAGAAGGUGAAUGGAAAAAAAAAGUCUCACAUUCAUUUUUCUAGGAACUAGAUUUAGUGGUGAUUUAAGGACAUCUUAAAUAGAAAAUAGAAGGGAUGAAGAGGCAAUAGGAUCGCUAAAUAAGAUUCUGCGUGAAAAUGGGGCAAGUGCAAAUUUCUUGUCACGUGCCGGCAGAGCGGCUCCUCCAGCUGCAGUGUCUAGCUGCGAGGCCAAAACAGAAGCCCACAAUAGAUGAGAAGCUUAGACUGGGAAGUGAAGGGACUAUAAUGCCAUAAAUGGUAUCUGCAUGAAUGAAAUAACCUUUCAGUACCGCGCAGCACAGGCUUUCACAGCGUCCGAGAAAGCACCAGACUGUAUCAGCCUUCAGUGGCAGAACUAGGCUCCUUCAAAGUUCCUGUCCACAAACCACAGAUACCUACUGUCAUUUGCCUGGCUGAACGAACUAGCCUACAUGAGACUCAUGCAGAUGAAUCACCCGUACAAACCUGAAUUACUACCUCACACUCUGGAUUUAAAUUUAAAACAGACAAGAGAUUAUUUCCGGCCUCAUCUGGGAGCCCUGCUGAUACACCAAGCCAUCGGACGCGGCAGAAGGGAGAGCACCAGGAGAAGCAGCAGUCUGAUUCAAGAUGGGCUGCAAGUCAAUAUGCACAUUGACACCGCUCAAGCAAUCCGGGCGCCUCUAAGGGAGCUUGCUUUCUCCUCAGGCAGAGUGUGGGCCGAUGCUUUGCCACUCUACACACCUACUUCCUGCAAUCCUGGCAAUUACCAAUAGUGUAAAACCCAGUUUCUGACGUGGCUGACUCAGCAAGGGCUUGGCUCAAAACAAAUACAUACGCACAAGGAACUGCAGCCUGGGAAGCAGUGACAGGAGGCACAUGAAGAGAAGGAGGCAUUGUGGAUUUUUAGCAUUCCAGGUCCAACCUGGCUGAGUCGUCCCUGGACUUGCUUCUUCCACCCUCCCAGCAUACCGGUGAAUGUGGCGGUCACGGUUCUCCAAGUGCUUCAGCGGUUUCUCCUCUCCGCCUCCUGGACUCAGGUGCUGCUCCGACACAGCCUACGGGAACAGGGAAGGAAGAGGUUGUUCCUGUUGUGUGGCUUGCUGCUGAUCCUGCAACUUAAGUCCAACACCCAACCGUGAAGAGUCAGCAGUUCCUUCCUUCUCGUUGCCUUUCAUCAGCAUGGAUACUUGGCGGAGAGGGUCCCUUAAGUCCACAACGUUCUUCAGACGGUUCUCCCUCAGGAGGCACAAAAAGCUGGGCAACCAAGUCAUCAUCUUGAAUCAGAACAGCCACACUCUGGACAGCGAUGGACAGUGCCAGAAGAGGGAAUGCUUGAGGGAUCUGAAGGACAAGUCUGAUUACCUGUCAUGUCAGAGCGAGCAAAACCUAGCCAAGGCACAAGCACCUCCCAAGCCUCCCCGGCUGUACCUGGACAGUUCUAGCUGCCCUAACAUCAUUGAUCACACAGAUUCUCACUCUGACAUCUCCUUUUCUGGUGCUACUCAUCAAUACCACAAAGCCACUCAAACUCAGUUCCACAAGGACCAGGCUACAGACUGCGGGACCUCAGAAUUCCCAGGUCCCCAGAAUGGCACCACUCUUUCUGACCUGCCUGAUCCCUUCCUGUCCUUCAAAGUGGAUUUGGGGCUGUCACUUCUCGAGGAUGUUCUGCAGACCCUCAGGAAACAGAAUCCAAGAGAUUACACCAUCUGAAGGUAUUUAUCAUUUAACAUACCACAUUUACUUACUGCUGCUGCCAGUUUCUCUAGUCCUAGCGGGAUGAAGGUUACUGCAGCACUCCUGUUGUGCGUGGCCUGUUUUGUUGUUCUCGCCUUACCCACCACAGACUGUCCUUGUCCUUGCCAAGCAGUCCUUUGGAGCAGAGCUCACAGGCUCCGUGCUCAGAUGAGAGCACUGUCUGCCGCAACCUCGUGGGCAAGUUUCCAUUCUCCACGCUGGGGAUUCCCCACUCUUGACUGAGCAUCUCCUCCUCAUGGAAGAACGGCAUUGUUUGGCAAAAGACUUGUUAUUUUGGGGAUGUGGCUGUGACACUGCGGAACACGGACAGAAGGGGAUAUGGCAUACAUCACUUGUGGAUAAGCAGGCAGCUUGCUAGGAGGCAGUAGCGUUGCAUCUCAAAGCCAUAGUUACGGCAAGGGUCAAGAGACAGACACUGGUGUUUCUUCUCCCACCACGUUCAGAUGUGAGAAAUCAAAGCUGUUCCUCCUUUUUUUUUUCCUGUGGGUGUCUUUUCCCCUAACUCAAGUGCAGUUGGCACUCCCAGCCUGGAAACAGGUAAGCAUCCAUGUAGGCUCGUAAUACAGCAACAGCAGUUUAUUUGUCAUACUAGCAGGAGAAGAAAUGUCUCUAGAUACUGCUACCUGAAGCAUGCGCUGAUAUAUCAGCUGUACAGAUAUGGAAGAA